AUGAUUCUGGCAGCGCAGAAUUCCUCUCCGACGAAAGCAUGUCUGGAGAUACCAACGGAGCAGAUCCUGGGCAUGGCAGAGGUGAAUGCAAUGGAACUGGCGAUGCAGCUCCAUCUGGAAUCCCAGGUGUCGCUGGAGCAAGGUGCCCUCCAGGAAUUGGCACCCAUCCGGGGGUUCCUGGUGCUCGACCUGGUGUGCCUGGGAGCAUGGCGGGAGUGCCGGGCAUACUGCCUCCUGGUGUGCGGGGUUGAUUUACAGGAGUGGGAGGUGGAGGUCCAGCCGGCGUGGGAGGUGGAGGUCCUGCCGGCGUGGGAGGUGGAGGUCCUGCUGGUGUGCGGGGUUGAUUGGUACGGGGUUGAUUGGCCGGAGUGGGAGGAGGAGGAGGCCCUGCCGGCGUGCGGGGUUGAUUGGCGGGAGUGGGAGGCGGAGGUCCUGCUGGUGUGCGGGGAGCAUGCUGGCCGGGUGAUGCCGGUGUCCUGGGUUCCAUCCCAGAUGGCGUGUAUGGCUGAUUACUUGCCGGCGAUGCUGGCGUUGGUGGCGGAGGUGCUUGCUGAUCGGAAGCCACUGAUGCUGCUGGUGUCGGCGGCGGUGGUGGUGGCCCGCCUGGUGUAUGCGGCUGAUUGGAAGCCACUGAUGCUGGUGUGGGUGGUGGCGGCCCGCCUGGUGUAUGUGGCUGGUUGGAACCCUCUGAUGCUGGUGUCGGCGGGGGUGGUCCUGCUGGUGUGUGAGUACCUGCAGGUGGCUUGCCUCUUGCUGCUGGCGUCCCUGCAGGGGUGUGGGGCUUCGCACCUGGCAUGCCUGGCGUGCCAGGCUGGGCAAGCGCAUCUGCAGGCGUUUGUGGCAUUCUGCCGCUGCUGUACGGUGUUUGAGGUGCACCUGCCCCUGGAGUUUGCGGCGCAGCACCUGCCCCUGCCGGUGUUUGUGGCAUUCUGCCGCUGCUGUAUGGUGUUUGAGGUGCAACUGCCCCUGGAGUUUGUGGCGCAGCCCCUGCCCCUGCCGGUGUUUGUGGCAUUCUGCCGCUGCUGUACGGUGUUUGAGGUGCACCUGCCCCUGGAGUUUGCGGCGCAGCCCCUGCCGGUGUUUGUGGCAUUCUACCGAGUAAAGGGCUGCGCCGGUCCCCUAAGCGCCGCUCCAGUCGGCGUGGAAGGAAUGUGUCCGGCUGUCAGGGUCCGUGGUGUGGAUGGUAUCUGCAUAGGAGUGGAUGGUAUGCCUGCAGGAGUCAUUGGAAUCGUGUUUUGGACAGGAGUGGAGGGUACUAGUUCUGCUUUCCCAAAUGGCGUGCCAGGAGCAUCUUGGGCUCCAAGAACAGGAGUCGCGGGUACGGACUGCAACACCGCGGCAGUUCCCGGCGUCAUUGGCAUCGCUUGGCCUGUAGGGGUUGCAGGAACCGAGUCCAGGACUUUCAUCGUCCCCGGUGUCGCUGGAGCAAUCUUCGGCGUCCCUGGCACUGCAGAGUCGUCAGGUGGACUUGGCGGCGCCGGGCCCAAACUCCCAAUACCAGCAAGACCCUGUCCUUGCAUUGAAUUUAGUACCGGUGUCGCCGGGACGGAAUUCAUCACUUGGGUGGUAUUCGGCGUCAUGGGUGCGGCGAAGCCGGUGAAGUUGGGUGUAGACGGGAUGGAAUUCAACACAUGA
Symbiodinium sp. CCMP2456 is the source of this 1635-nucleotide messenger RNA. Lineage: Eukaryota; Dinophyceae; Suessiales; Symbiodiniaceae. The record is from the annotation of a GenBank genome assembly.